AGUUUACUCUUUGUUGCACGCGCGCUGUGAGUGACGUCCAGAGCGCGUGGACCAUAACAGCAGCGGAGGAGGUGACGGUCGGAGGUGGCUUGCUUCUUGCACGUGUGGAGCCAAUGUGAGGUUCGAUGGAUGUGUAGCGUAAGGGGCCACUGUUAGCACAAUAUAUCAACAUUUGGGGAAUUAGAUUUUCUCUAGUUAAAUAUAUCUUGGUCGUGGACGACACGUUUAAAGAGAAACUGUCGCUGAAGAUUAUUGCGAUACAUGAGCGCAAUGAUGAAAUACAUCCUGGUAACUGGUGGAGUCAUCUCCGGCAUUGGCAAAGGUAUCAUAGCGAGCAGCGUGGGCACAAUCCUCAAGUCAUGUGGUUUGCGUGUAACGGCCAUCAAGAUUGAUCCGUACAUCAACAUAGACGCAGGCACUUUUUCUCCCUAUGAACACGGCGAGGUGUUCGUACUCGACGACGGCGGUGAGGUGGACUUGGACCUGGGGAACUAUGAACGCUUCCUUGAUAUCCGGCUCACACGGGAUAACAAUCUGACAACAGGAAAAAUCUAUCAGUCAGUCAUCAACAAGGAGAGGAGGGGAGACUACCUGGGCAAGACCGUGCAGGUGGUUCCACAUAUUACAGAUGCCAUCCAGGAAUGGGUUGUGAAACAGGCCAAAGUGCCAGUUGAUGAUGAUGAAGUCGAGCCUCAAGUCUGUGUGAUCGAGCUUGGAGGCACUGUUGGAGACAUCGAGAGUAUGCCGUUUGUUGAGGCCUUCAGACAGUUCCAGUUUAAAGUGAAGAGAGAGAACUUCUGCAACAUUCACGUCAGUCUGAUACCACAGCCGAGUGCAACAGGGGAGCAGAAAACCAAACCGACCCAGAACAGCGUCCGAGAACUGAGAGGUCUCGGUCUUUCUCCAGACCUGAUUAUGUGCCGCUGUUCGACUGCUCUGGAGAAUUCUGUCAAAGAGAAAAUCUCAAUGUUCUGUCACGUAGAACCUCAACAGGUCAUCUGUGUGCACGAUGUCUCUUCCAUUUAUAGAGUGCCCUUACUCCUGGAAGACCAGGGCGUGGUGAGCUACCUGAGCAGGAGACUGAACAUGCCCAUUGAGACUAAAUCCAGGACCAUGCUCACCAAGUGGAAGGAGAUGUCAGACAGGUCAGACCGGCUGCUGGAGCAGUGUUCCAUAGCUCUGGUGGGGAAGUACACAAAGUUUUCUGACUCCUACGCCUCAGUCAUAAAGGCUCUGGAGCACUCUGCAUUAGCCAUCAACCACAAGCUGGAAGUGAAGUACAUAGAUUCAGCAUAUUUGGAACCAGGAACUUUGCAGGAGGAGCCGGUGAAAUACCACGAGGCCUGGCAGAAACUCUGCAGUGCUGAUGGCAUCCUUGUUCCUGGAGGUUUUGGUGUUAGAGGAACUGAGGGGAAGAUUCAGGCCAUCAGCUGGGCCAGGAAACAGAAAAAACCCUUCUUAGGUGUGUGUCUUGGGAUGCAGCUGGCUGUGUGUGAGUUUGGCAGGAAUGUUCUUGGCUGGACAGAUGCCAACUCGACUGAAUUUGACCCAGAAUCACUUCAUCCUGUGGUGAUCGACAUGCCAGAACACAACCCGGGGCAGAUGGGCGGCACAAUGAGGCUCGGGAAGAGACGAACCAUUUUUAAGACCUGCAACAGCGUUCUGCGAAAACUUUAUGGGGACGCAGACUUCGUGGACGAGAGACACAGACAUCGCUUUGAGGUCAAUCCAGAUCUGAAGAGCCACUUAGAAGACAAAGGGUUUCGGUUUGUAGGUCAGGAUGUGGAUGGAGAGAGGAUGGAGGUCAUCGAACUGGACGAUCACCCGUACUUUGUUGGCGUGCAGUACCACCCAGAGUUCACGUCUCGUCCCAUUAAGCCGUCACCUCCGUAUCUUGGCCUGCUCCUAGCUGCUGCAGGGAAGCUCCAGAGCUUCUUGCAGAAGGGCUGCCGUCUGUCUCCACGAGACAUGUACAGCGAUCGGAGCGGCAGCAGCACCCCCGACUCUGAAAUAUCAGAACUGAAGUUUCCUACAGUUACAGAUUCUGCUUGAUUUGACAGAAAAGUGCUACUUUUUAUAAUUUGGACUGAAGACCGGCAGCAGCUUUAUAAUGACACUGGAACACCUCCAGAUAUGCAUAUGUAAUAGACCUGUGUAACCUUUAGUGCUGCAUGUUGUCAUCAUUGUGUUACGAUCCAGCUUAUUCUUAGCCCCCAUGGUGCCUUGCAUGAAUUAUGGGUAUGACUUCCGGUGCGGACCAGAACCGGCAUUCAGUCAGUUUGUCAUUCGCACCUCAUGUGGUGGAGCGAAAUUAUGUCCACAUGGUCCCAGUUACAUCCAACAAAAUUUAAAAGAUAAACAGCAACAUCAUCUAACAUAUGAACUAUUUAUGCGCGAACAGUACGAGCUAAUGUAGUUCCUUCAAGCGUUGAAGAUUUAAUUUUAACAUGUAGGAACACCUGUCAUUUCACACAGGGCAAUAUAAAAUCGUACCACGGCCUGAGGACGAGCUGAAGUGGCUGCAGAUUACAUUUAGCAUAUUUACAGUGAGGAAAAUAAGUAUUUGA
Messenger RNA from Nematolebias whitei (Rio pearlfish), 2567 nucleotides. RefSeq names its product CTP synthase 1a (gene ctps1a). Gene Ontology annotation, cellular component: cytoplasm; cytoophidium. The transcript is spliced from 18 exons. NCBI's taxonomy places the organism in Eukaryota, Metazoa, Chordata, Actinopteri, Cyprinodontiformes, Rivulidae. The record is from RefSeq and is a predicted model, not a curated record. Gene Ontology annotation, biological process: pyrimidine nucleobase biosynthetic process; CTP biosynthetic process. Bases 262 to 2052 code for a protein of 596 amino acids. Gene Ontology annotation, molecular function: identical protein binding; CTP synthase activity.